Lindgomyces ingoldianus is the source of this 360-nucleotide messenger RNA. RefSeq lists its product as uncharacterized. NCBI's taxonomy places the organism in Eukaryota, Fungi, Ascomycota, Dothideomycetes, Pleosporales, Lindgomycetaceae. The transcript has 4 exons. The coding region runs from base 1 to 360 and encodes 119 amino acids. The record is from RefSeq and is a predicted model, not a curated record.
AUGAAUCGCCUGUUCCAAAUCUCCUCUCCCCAUAGCGGUAAAUGCCAAGGGAUGUUUGUCUCUAUCUUGUCUCUGUCGCUAAUAUGGUGUUACCCUGGAAAGAAAGUCCAGGGGGUAGCCGCCAGCAGUAGGGAGAAGAGAAAGAAAGUGGGAAUAAAAGAUAUUGAAAUAAGACACGACACAGUCCGCAAUCGGGUGCUGACCAUGCCAUCCCAUAAACGCCAUAUAUUUCUCAUAUCAGAACAACUCCUGGAUAUGUGUGAGAAAUGGAGUAGUGUUGUAAUUUCCGCCGUUCUGGAGGCACUAUUCGCGGAUUGGCUACGGAAAAAGAGGGGUGGAGGAGGUGACCUUACGGAGUAA